This is a messenger RNA of Dioszegia hungarica, 447 nucleotides long. RefSeq lists its product as uncharacterized. The transcript is spliced from 2 exons. The coding region runs from base 1 to 447 and encodes 148 amino acids. Lineage: Eukaryota; Fungi; Basidiomycota; Tremellomycetes; Tremellales; Bulleribasidiaceae. The record is from RefSeq and is a predicted model, not a curated record.
AUGCUGCACCUCGCUGUACUCCUCUCCGCCCUUGCUUGCCUCGUUCCUGAUCUGGCCUACGGCGGACACACCGUAUCGGUCCGGAGCAAGUCUGGCAGUGCGGUCAAUUUCAUAGGCAGGGACGGCCCUGGAAGCCGUCAAUGGUCCGGUACUCAGACAGGUCCGUACGAGUCAGCCGAAGGAGAUCCGUGGCGCCGCCCGUCGGGCCCCGGGGGCGACGCCAGUGCGCCCUUCGAAGCCAAGUUUGCGGUCGAGAUUGACCAGGCCGUUGGCACUGUCGAUUGCCAUCUCAACGGUACAACCAUCGGUCUUGGCGAGGAUGUGGUUUUCGAAUUCAAGCAAGGCACCAACUACCUGUCAGACUGCUAUGAGGAGGGGGACUUGGUCUGGGUGGUUUGUCACGACAAGAACAACAGGCCUGCCGAUUGUAUCAAGCCCGGGUGGUAG